Messenger RNA from Pogoniulus pusillus (Red-fronted tinkerbird), 2196 nucleotides. RefSeq names its product solute carrier family 25 member 1 (gene SLC25A1). The record is from RefSeq and is a predicted model, not a curated record. Gene Ontology annotation, molecular function: citrate secondary active transmembrane transporter activity. The transcript is spliced from 9 exons. Gene Ontology annotation, biological process: mitochondrial citrate transmembrane transport. Bases 38 to 970 code for a protein of 310 amino acids. Gene Ontology annotation, cellular component: mitochondrion. Lineage: Eukaryota; Metazoa; Chordata; Aves; Piciformes; Lybiidae.
CCGCCGGGCAGCGCAGGAGCCGCGGCGCAGCGCGGCCAUGCCCGCCCCCAGCGCGCCCCGCCGCCUGGCAGCCGCCGCCCCCGCCGGCAAGGCCAAGCUCACCCACCCCGGCAAGGCUAUCCUGGCAGGUGGCCUGGCCGGAGGCAUCGAGAUCUGCAUCACAUUCCCCACCGAGUACGUGAAGACGCAGCUGCAGCUGGACGAGAAGGCGAACCCUCCCCGCUACAAGGGCAUCGGGGACUGCGUGAAGCAGACCGUCCGCGACCAUGGCAUCCGGGGGCUGUACCGGGGGCUCAGCUCGCUGGUGUACGGCUCCAUCCCCAAGGCUGCUGUCAGGUUCGGCAUGUUCGAGUUCCUCAGCAACCACAUGAGAGACGAGCAGGGGCGGCUGGACGGCACGAGGGGGCUGCUCUGCGGGCUGGGCGCCGGCGUGGCCGAGGCCGUGGUGGUCGUCUGCCCCAUGGAGACUGUGAAGGUGAAGUUUAUCCAUGACCAGACCUCCCCCAACCCCAAAUACCGUGGCUUCUUCCACGGCGUGCGGGAGAUCGUUCGGGAGCAGGGACUGAAAGGGACCUACCAGGGCUUAACUGCGACUGUCCUCAAGCAAGGAUCAAAUCAGGCCAUCCGCUUCUUCGUCAUGACAUCCCUCAAGAACUGGUACAAAGGGGAUGAUCCCAACAAGGUCAUCAAUCCAUUUGUCACGGGGGUGUUUGGAGCCCUUGCCGGAGCUGCAAGUGUCUUUGGCAACACCCCACUGGAUGUGGUGAAGACCAGGAUGCAGGGGCUGGAAGCGCACAAGUACAAGAGCACCUGGGACUGCACCUACCAGAUCAUGAAACACGAAGGGCCCCUGGCGUUUUACAAGGGCACAGUGCCUCGCCUGGGCCGUGUCUGCCUCGAUGUGGCCAUCGUCUUCAUCAUCUACGAUGAGGUGGUCAAAUUCCUCAACAAGGUGUGGAAAACGGACUGAGGGGGGCGGGCCGAGCUGCCCUCCCCCACCUCCCUCGCCCCGCGGGGCUGCAGCUGGAGAGCCAUGACCAAGCCCGCAGCUGCCUGCGGGCACUGCCCGGGGCCAGGUCUGCCCCACGCGCACGCCCUCUCCCCAGACCCAGCCACCUUAACCCUUAGGAACAGGCUCUGGAGCAGGUUAAAUUAUUAGUUGUGUUCUAAAAGGAGUGGGGAGGGAGCAGCACCUCGGCCUCCAGACCUCCAGCAUCUUGGUUGUGCCUGCCCCAAUCCUCUGGUGAUACUUCCCCCUGGGCCCACAUCACCUGUGAGUGCCAGUUAUCCAGGGUGAGGUGUCCCCUGGGAUGGUGGCCCUGUGCCCCUGGCAUCCCCCAGCAGCCAGGAACUGCCAGAUGUUUAGAGGCCGUCCAUUUUUGGCGGUGCCGAGUCCCCCCAGAGCCACGUGGGUGCCACUGCAGUUGGAGUCUCUUGGGGCUGCCAGCAGCAGCUGGAAGCGACGCACCAGGUCUCACAGUGCCUCUGAGGGGACCCACCAGCCCUACACCCCCUGGGAUGAGAAGGUAGUGACCCACUAGUGCAGCCCCAGGCUCCCUCCUUCCUGCCAACACCAAGCAGUGCUGGGGUGCAGCAUCCUGGCCCUUGAGUCCUCCUCAAGCCCAGGCUGCUGAGCAGUUGCUGCCCAGAAUUGCACACAGAGCCAGGCCUUUAGUUCUCGCCCUGGGCCGAGCUGGGUGCCUCCAUCACUUGAGUUUACAGUCAAGAUGUGUGUGUGAGCCGAGGUGAGAGGUGCAGCCCCGUGCCACAGACCUGGGCCCUCGGCUGGGGGUGCAGACCCCUUCUUCUGCCACAUUCCCUCCCCUCCCCCCGCCCUCUUGCCGCCUCUCUGCGGCCCUGUUGGUACCCCCGCAGCUUCCCGAGCUUCAUGCUGCUCCACUAACACCCGUGGCCGUGGGGCCAGAACCCUGCGCUGCCUUCUGCUGGGCUCAGCCCUGCCAGAUUUGUGCCAAACCUCUCAAAGUAGCCGAGGGGAGUGCGGGAGCUGGGGCUCGACCUGUCCCUUCCCCCUCCUGUUGCCAGCGAUGAACGAAGCCUUAACGCGGGAGGGCGGAGGAGGAGGAGAGCCUGGGCGCGGUUCACCUGCGGCUUUCUGCUCUGAAGCCAGCGAGGGUUGUUUUUUUUAUUGUUAUUCUGGUUUACAUUCGCAGUUUGAAUAAAAUGAGUCUGGCUUUA